AUGAAUUCUGCGACACCAGGUGUGCCCCAGGUGCCGCUGCUUGAUGAUGACACCAUCGCCUUUGGUGAGGAAGACAAUGCCAGUAAACAGUUUGUGCAUCCUUACAUUGUGUUUUUUCACCUUAUAUUUCGAAGUGCAGCUAUAGUGGUGUACAUUUUAUGUGGCUGGUUCUCAGACUCUUUUAUUGCAAGCUUUGUAUUGGUGAUAUUGCUAUUGUCUGCUGACUUUUGGACAGUGAAAAAUAUAAGUGGUCGUCUAUUGGUUGGAUUAAGGUGGUGGAACUAUGUUGAUGAUGAAGGCAAAUCCCACUGGGUUUUUGAAUCAAAACAGAAUCGAGUUAAUCGUAACGAGAGCCGCCUGUUCUGGCUAGGACUUAUCCUAUGCCCUAUGAUCUGGUCCGGGUUCUUCAUCAUCUGCCUCUUCGGACUCAAGUUUAAGUGGAUGCUCCUGGUCCUCAUAGCGCUUACCCUCACCGGUGCAAAUCUCUACGGUUACGUCAAAUGCAAAUUUGGCGCGAAAGAGAAUCUAAAGUCGGCAACCACAGACUUCGUAAAAAAACAGAUACUACAAAACGCUACGUCGUUCAUGUUCACACAACCUGCUCCGCCUACUACGAGCAACACUGGCAUAGUUUAA
This is a messenger RNA of Parnassius mnemosyne (clouded apollo), 636 nucleotides long. The record is from the annotation of a GenBank genome assembly. NCBI's taxonomy places the organism in Eukaryota, Metazoa, Arthropoda, Insecta, Lepidoptera, Papilionidae.